AUGGAAGAUGAGAGCCAUGGAAAUUGCAGAAGCAAUUAUCCGACCACGACGACGACUAGAGAAAAUUCAGAAGGUGGUAAUAACAACAACUGUUCGUCACUAAAGAUAUUCAAUAGCGACCACAACAUCAAUAGUGUCGGUUCUAACACUACACCUGUCACCAAUAAUGUUACUACCACGACGACGACAAACACAACUCAUCAUCAUACAACUCUCAACAAGGAGCAAGAUCGUUUCCUACCCAUUGCCAACGUGGGCAGGAUCAUGAAGAAAGUGAUACCGCAGAACGGGAAGAUCUCGAAAGAAGCCAAGGAAACCGUUCAGGAAUGCGUAUCGGAGUUCAUCAGCUUCGUGACCGGAGAAGCCUCCGAUAAGUGUCAGCGAGAGAAGAGGAAGACGAUCAACGGGGACGAUAUCAUAUGGGCUAUAACGACGCUAGGGUUUGAAGAUUACGUUGCGCCACUCAAAACGUACCUCGGCAAGUACAGAGAGAUUGAAGGCGAGAAACUCAACUUGCCGAAACAACAACGAGUCGAGCCCAGGUUACCGCAACAACAACAACAACAACAUCUACAACAUCAACAACAACAACCGCAUCACAAUCAUCAGCAUCAAGUUCUUCACCAUCAAGAUGGUGAAGUAGUGCAACAAAAUAUUCAUCAGUACAAUCUUAAUAACAACAAUGUAUAUUCUUCCAUGAAUCUUCUAUCGCAACCAACUUCUUUUGUCGCCACAGAUCAAACAUAUUCAUUAACUUUCUCCCCUCCUACUUCACUUCCCAAACAAUUACAGCAACAGGAUGAACUUGAUUCAGUCAGGCAGUGGUAA
Linum tenue is the source of this 828-nucleotide messenger RNA. The record is from the annotation of a GenBank genome assembly. Lineage: Eukaryota; Viridiplantae; Streptophyta; Magnoliopsida; Malpighiales; Linaceae.